CUUCGUCUCAAUUUUCUGACGUACCCGUAUGAUCAAAACAAAAAUGGCCGAAGGAGGGUCUGAUGGCGGUGACUGGUGGGGUGGAUGGCUUCAGGCUGCCAAAGACAAGACUGUUUCAGCUGUCGGAUUCCUCAAACAGGACUUGGCAGAGUUUGGAUGUGUGGUUCAUAAUGAGACCAAGGAUGUGGUGGCUAAAUCUGCCUCAGUGGUUAAAGAUAAAUUGGCAACUGAACAGCCAGGUUCUACCGGCAACAUGAUGAAAGAUGGGAUCACACAUUUCUUAGGAAAUAUACAGAAAGCUCUUUAUGUUCCUCCCGAUGAUGAUGGCGAGCAGAAACUGAAGAUAACUCCAACAGGAGUGAUAUAUGACAGGGCUCAGGCCAGAGUGUAUGCCAUACAGAUUGAUCCUGGUACAUACUGUCAGGAACCAGAGGGACCCCCAGAAAAAUAUAAGGAAUGGCUGGAAAAUUUUCAGUUGGAAGAAAAAAAGGGAGAAAUCUCAGAGCUGCUUGUGGCCAGGGUGGAAGUCCGGUCUUUAUACACUCAGUUGGUUCCCUCAGAGAUUUCCCAUGCUGAUUUCUGGCGCAGGUACUUCUACAAGCUGCAUCAGCUGGAAGAGGAUGAGAUCAGAAAGAAGGACUUGAUGAAGAGAGCAGAGACUGCUGGGGAUGAGGAUGACUUGGGCUGGGAUGAUGAUUGGGAGGAAGUAGAGGAAUUCUCAACAAGAAAUAUGUCACCAGACAAAGAAAGGUCACCAGCAUUACCAGAAAAAAUCACUGCUGUUAAGGGAGAUGCAGCAGCAUCUGCUUCCAUGCCCUCACAAAAUGUUCUGCAAACUGAUGAUGAAAAAAUGCAAGCAGUUACAGCACCAAAACAAAUUGGAAAACAAGUCUCAGCUAAGACUGGUGACAUUUCCUCAAAAGAGACUGACCUAGGAGAUGGGCCUGAAAUUAAGUCUGGAGAACAACCAGCAGCAAUGGCAGUGUUUAGUAUGUUUACUCAGUCUAUGGGCAAGCUGAAAGACACUGUGAUGAAGACGCUGGAGGGGGAGCAAGAAUGGAGUUCUUCGGGUGAAGAGGAAGAGGAAAUACAAACCUCACAAGAACAGCAAAAAGAUGCUGCUACAUUCCAACAAACAAAUGUCAGUCUUGCCAAGAAAAAAGGUGAAAUUAAAUCAACUGAAAGAAAAACUAAAGCAGAAACUGAGAAACUAUCUUCUUCCGCACCAGCUGAGGUAAAACAAAACACAGUAGAUGAGAACAAAAAAGCUGAAAAAUCUGAAAGAUUAAGGUUACAGAAAGAAAAGGAAGCUGCAGAAAUAGUGAAGCAGCAGCAGGAAAAAGAAGCAGCAGAAAUAGUUCGGCUGCAACUAGAAAAAGAAAAGUCCGAAAGACUAAGACAACAAAAGGAAGAGGAAGCUGAGAACCUGAAGCAACAGAAAGAAAAAGAAGAAGCAGAAAGGCUGAGGCAACAGAAAGAAAAAGAAGAAAGGCUGAGGCAACAGAAAGAAAAAGAAGAAGCAGAAAGGUUGAGGCAACAGAAAGAAAAAGAAGAAGCUGAAAGGCUGAGGCAACAGAAAGAAAAAGAAGAAGCAGAAAGGCUGAGGCAACAGAAAGAAAAAGAAGAAGAAGAAAGGCUGAGGCAACAGAAAGAAAAAGAAGAAACAGAAAGGCUGAGGCUACAGAAAGAAGAAGAAGAAGCAGAAAGGCUGAGGCAACAGAGAGAAAAAGAAGAAGAAGAAAGGCUGAGGCAACAGAAAGAAAAAGAAGAAACAGAAAGAUUGCGGCAACAAAAGGAGAAGGAGGAAGCAGAAAGAUUGCGGCUACAAAAGGAAAAGGAAGAAGCUGAAAGACUGAAGCAACAGAAAGAAAAAGAAGAAGCAGAAAGAUUGCGGCAACAAAAGGAGAAGGAGGAAGCAGAAAGGUUGCGGCUACAAAAGAAAGAGGAAGAAGCUGAAAGACAGAAAGAGAAAGAAGAAGUGGAGAGGUUACGUAAAGAAAAGGAGGCUGAAAUCUUGAGGCAGCGGAAAGAAAAGGAGGAAGCUGAAUUAGCAGAAAAGCAGCGUAAAGAAAAAGAAGACGCAGAUCGAUUGGCUUUAGCUGUUACUACUGGAGAUGAAAAGACAUCAGCUGACAAAGCUGCUGCUGACACCACAUCACCUGAGACUAGUGAUGAAGACAUACAAGGACAGAAAGACAUCCAGACUAAAGAAAAGGGAGAUCUGGUUAUGGUUGGGUCUAACAGGACAACACCCACAUCUGAGGAAAGCAAUAAUAAGGAACUGAGCAGUCUGGAAGAUGACUGGGAGAAAGAUUUUGACAUUGAGGUAACAGAAGAAGACCUGCAGCUGGCUGCAGAGGCCGCUAAAAAAAUUGGUGCUACAGAAGGAACAGGGGACCAGGAUGAUGAUAUUGGUGAUGACUGGGAAGACUGGGAAUAAAAUCACCAGAUCCAUACUGUACUAGAAAUAGAGGGCAAACAUUUCAUUCAUUGAAAUCUAUCAACUAUUAAGAUCAACACAAUUGUAUGACUGCCGUAUGAUAAACUGACAUCUACCUACAGUUAAGGUUGAUGAAGGACCAGAUAUAUAGGCCAUGUAUCACAGAACAAUAGUUUGUACUGGUAGAUUAUCAGUUGUUGUUUAAAAUUAUGUUUUAAAUAUUCAGCUUGAUAAACUGCCACUUUUGCAAGUGCUUGAUUACUUUAAGAGCAAACCUUUUGCAUAAGUGAAAGGAUGUUUUGUAUAUAUGAGUAUAUCACACAAGAUUCUUCAAACCACUACUAAAAAAAA
Messenger RNA from Lingula anatina, 2791 nucleotides. RefSeq lists its product as uncharacterized. The record is from RefSeq and is a predicted model, not a curated record. NCBI's taxonomy places the organism in Eukaryota, Metazoa, Brachiopoda, Lingulata, Lingulida, Lingulidae. Gene Ontology annotation, cellular component: cytoplasm.